CCAUGGCGUCGGAGAGAUGGAACCCUAGUGUUGUCUCCCUCAUUCUCUUCUCUCUCCUCGCGAUCGCAUCAGCUGAAGUGUUCUUCGAAGAACGUUUUGAUGAUGGUGGCUGGGAGAAUCGGUGGGUUAAAUCUGACUGGAAGAAAGAUGAAAACUUGGCUGGGGAGUGGAACUUUACUUCUGGUAAAUGGAAUGGAGAUGCUGAGGAUAAAGGCAUCCAGACCAGCGAAGACUACAGGUUCUAUGCUAUUUCAGCUGAAUUCCCUGAAUUCAGCAACAAGGAUAAGACAUUGGUUUUCCAAUUUUCUGUUAAGCAUGAACAGAAGCUUGACUGUGGCGGUGGCUACAUGAAGUUGCUUAGCAGUGGAAUUGAUCAAAAGAAAUUCGGUGGUGAUACGCCAUAUAGUAUCAUGUUUGGUCCAGAUAUCUGUGGCUACAGCACCAAGAAAGUUCAUGCUAUUCUUACAUACAAUGACACAAAUCACUUGAUCAAGAAGGAAGUUCCUUGUGAGACUGACCAGCUGACUCAUGUCUACACAUUCAUCCUUCGUCCAGAUGCUACCUACAGCAUCCUCAUUGACAAUGUUGAGAAGCAAACUGGCAGCUUGUACUCUGAUUGGGACCUUCUACCCCCAAAGAAAAUCAAGGACCCUGAGGCCAAGAAGCCUGAAGAUUGGGAUGACAAAGAAUUCAUUCCUGAUCCUGAAGAUAAGAAACCAGAGGGUUAUGAUGAUAUCCCAAAGGAGAUACCAGAUCCUGAUGCCAAAAAGCCUGAAGAUUGGGAUGAUGAGGAAGAUGGUGAGUGGACACCCCCUACAAUGGAUAACCCAGAGUACAAGGGUCCAUGGAAGGCAAAGAAAAUUAAGAAUCCCAACUAUCAGGGCAAGUGGAAGACACCUAUGAUUGAUAACCCAGAGUUCAAAGAUGACCCUGAAAUCUAUGUUUUCCCGAAGUUGAAGUAUGUGGGCAUUGAAUUGUGGCAGGUGAAAUCUGGAACCCUGUUUGACAAUGUCUUGAUUUGUGAUGAUCCGGAGUAUGCGAUGAAGCUGGCAGAGGAAACAUGGGGCAAACAAAAGGAUGCUGAGAAGGCAGCAUUUGAUGAGGCAGAGAAGAAAAGAGAGGAGGAGGAAUCAAAGGAUGAUCCUGUAGAUUCUGAUGCUGAAGGUGAUGAUGAUGAUGCCGAGGCUGAUGAUGAUGAAACUGACAAAGAGGCUGAUGAUACAGAAGAGAGUGCACAUGAUGAGUUGUAGGGAGGGAGAGCACCGUUGUGGUUUUCUGCUGACAAUUCACUCUCUCGAGAUCUCUGAAUUUUUUUCUUGCUUAGUUUAUUUGUAGCUUUUAGUUUUGUUUGUGUUUUAGGGAAAUAAACAUUGGUGGCUGCAUAGCAAGCAAGAACUGUGGCUAAUUGUUUUAAUCUCAUUUGACUCCUGAGAAGUAUUUAGAACAUAAAGGGAAACAAACUUGUCUGAUUUUGAUUCAGAAUUUGAAAUAUAGUUUGGAGAUGUGGUGCUAAUUGUGUGGAA
Molecule: messenger RNA, 1523 nt
Organism: Camellia sinensis
Lineage: Eukaryota; Viridiplantae; Streptophyta; Magnoliopsida; Ericales; Theaceae
Product: calreticulin
Biological process (GO): protein folding; ERAD pathway
Cellular component (GO): endoplasmic reticulum; endoplasmic reticulum membrane
Molecular function (GO): calcium ion binding
Source: RefSeq, a predicted model, not a curated record